Messenger RNA from Ananas comosus (pineapple), 769 nucleotides. RefSeq names its product 60S ribosomal protein L36-3-like. The coding region runs from base 134 to 466 and encodes 110 amino acids. The transcript is spliced from 4 exons. The record is from RefSeq and is a predicted model, not a curated record. Gene Ontology annotation, molecular function: structural constituent of ribosome. Gene Ontology annotation, biological process: cytoplasmic translation. Gene Ontology annotation, cellular component: cytosolic large ribosomal subunit; ribosome. Lineage: Eukaryota; Viridiplantae; Streptophyta; Magnoliopsida; Poales; Bromeliaceae.
UUUAAUUGUCGUGCCCCUGGAUGCAUCGGCAGCGUCGUCUAACGCAGUAUUUAGGGUUUUACUCCGCUCAUUACGGCUCUGGUCGACGUCGGCGUCUAGGGUUCCCUCCGGCUCCUCCAAGAGUGCUAUUGCGAUGGCUCCUUCGCAGCCGAACAGUGGUCUCUUCGUUGGACUCAACAAAGGGCACAUUGUCACCAAGAGGGAGAUCCCUCCUCGCCCUUCGAGUAGAAAAGGGAAAACUAGCAAGAGAGUGCACUUUGUCAGGAGCUUGAUCAGAGAAGUAGCUGGGUUUGCUCCCUAUGAGAAGCGGAUUACUGAGCUUCUGAAAGUUGGAAAGGACAAGCGUGCAUUAAAGGUGGCAAAAAGAAAGCUCGGCACUCAUAAGAGAGCAAAGAAGAAGCGUGAGGAGAUGGCUAAUGUUCUUAGGAAGAUGAGGUCUGGUGGGGUGUCUGAGAAGAAGAAAUGAAACCAAGCAGUCACAUGCUUUUCUUCUCGGCAGGAGGAAGCUUAGAUUACACAAUUCUGAUUAAUCUUUGAGACAUUUAUGAUGUUGCUUUCCAAGGAGAGACUUUUUAACCGAGAUUCUACCUUCUUUCAUUCUUGCUCAUCGCAGCAAACUUGGGUUUUUGAUGUUAUUUCGCGACUUCCACUUUUUUCAGUGUUGUUCUGCAUUAUGUGAUGCGCAAAGAGUUGUGAAAAAUAUUGAGAAAGUUGUUCUUCCUUGCUGGCAUCUUCAACAACAGCAGUAAUGUGAUUCUUUUACUUAUUA